Pararge aegeria (speckled wood butterfly) is the source of this 4148-nucleotide messenger RNA. RefSeq names its product dynactin subunit 1 (gene DCTN1-p150). NCBI's taxonomy places the organism in Eukaryota, Metazoa, Arthropoda, Insecta, Lepidoptera, Nymphalidae. The record is from RefSeq and is a predicted model, not a curated record. The transcript is spliced from 33 exons. Bases 198 to 4139 code for a protein of 1313 amino acids.
UUGACUAAAAAUCCGUCUUUCUGUUGCACUUUUACUCUAAUGCAGCUAUUUUUCUCAUUAUAAAUGAUUAAAAAAUACAUUUAAUUUCAUAAUAUGUUACUGAAGCAACUCCCAAGUUAAACAGCAUACCGUAUAGCAGUAUUUUUUUUAAAAUACCGACUAUUUUAUAAGUUAUUGAGUUAUCCUGGGUGCGAAAUAUGUCGGAUAGACAUUUGACCCUUGGCCAACGGGUUAUAGUAGUGGGAAAAGAGGUGAAAGGUUCGAUUGCCUAUGUCGGAUACCCCACCUUCGCUACUGGCAAAUGGAUCGGUAUAAUUUUGGACGAAGCUAAAGGAAAGAACAAUGGGACUGUACGUGGUCAUGCAUACUUUCGAUGUGAAGACAACUAUGGUGUAUUUGUGCGUCAAACUCAAAUCCAGCUGCUGGAUGCGGAGGACAAUCCCAUGGAGACCUCUAUGACCACAUCGACCGAAGAGGCAAAGCCUUCUAACCGUAGGCUUAGCAGUAUAACUGUGGCCCAGCGGUCUAGGCCGACGACGGUGCGGCGGAAGGCGUCUCCCGCGCAGACAAAAACUGGAAGUCUCUCGAUGUCGAGUUCCAGAACUUCGCUGGCGAGUAGUCGCCAGUCGCUGACGUCAUAUGUCUCGCCCACCGCUGAACGGGCGGUCUCGCCUGACCUAACGGGCAAGAGGGCUUCCUUCGUUGAGACUGGUUUCGUGGAGACCCUGACUCCCCAGUACACGCCGGGCCAGAGCAUCACCUCCCCGCAGCCUGUGUCCAACGCAGAGGACAAAUUGGCCAACAUUCAAGCUCAGCAAGAGAUCGUAGCAUUAAAAACAGAAGUGGAAGAUCUAAAAGAGAAACUAGAAACGUUGAAGGUGCGACGCGCAGAAGACAGGGAGAAGUUACGGGAGUUGGAAAGAGUCAGACUCCAGUUGGAGCAGGCGAAUGAGUUUAAGGCCAAGAUAAUGGAGUCCCAGGCGCAAUUACAGAGAGAUUUGCAAAGGGCGAAGCAAGAAGUACGAGAAAUCCAAGAAGCUUUGGACCAGCACAACGAUGAGACAGCCGAGCUCCAAGAGGCGGCGGAAAUGGCAGCUCUUGACAAGGAGAUGGCUGAAGAGAGAGCAGAGUCACUUAUGCUUGAGCUGGAACAGUGCAGAGAUAAACUGGAAGAAGCCACGUUGGAUCUACAGCUGAUGCGAGCUGAGAUGGAAGCCGGUGGCAAUAUACAGCACCCCUACGCAGCGGGCGAUGGCGGCGCGACGGGCUACGAGGUGCGUCAGCUUCAACAACAGAACGUGCGCCUGCGGGACACGCUUGUGCGGCUGAGGGAUCUCUCCGCGCACGACAAGCACGCCAUGCAGAAAAUGCAGAAGGAUUUGGAACAGUACAAGUCUGAAAUCGCCGAGCUCAGCCGCACUAAAGAGAAGCUUUCAGCUAGAGUCGAAGAGCUGGAAGCGCAGGUAGCUGAUCUUCGGGAACAGGUGGAUGCAGCACUUGGAGCCGAGGAGAUGGUGGAACAGCUAGCUGAAAAGAAGAUGGGUCUCGAAGACCAGGUGGAACUGCUGAAGCAAGACGUCCAAGAGUUGGAGGCGCUUCAAGAGGUCCACGAGCAAUUGGUGGAGUCCAAUCGGGAACUGGAGAUGGACCUUCGCGAGGAGUUGGAGAUGGCGCACGCUGCGACCAGGGAGGCGGUAAGAGAACGCGAGGCCGCGCAAGAGACAAUAAUGGACAGAGAUUCCACCAUUGUGAAGUUCAGAGAACUGGUGCAGAAGAUGACUGAGCAGUACAAUGAGAUGAGGGUGCAACUGGAGUCCAAACAAGGUUCACCAGCUCCCAGUGAACAGGAAGUGAGCUCAGAAACCGGCGCGAGAUCCUCGCCGCCAGCUGAACUCGGCUCCCUGGUUCAGCAGUCGAGAGCAUCCACCCGUUCUAUCGACCUUCAGCUUCGGGCCUUGGACCUAGCCCAGGCUCGAGCUCGAGCUGAUAUGCUAGCUGCUUGUCUGCCCGACCACUUCAUGUCUUCCAAUGGCGACCACGACGCUAUUAUGUUCAUUCUGCUGCUGCAACGGUUGAACACAAAAGCUGAAAUCAUAUUGGGACAAAUUCGCGAAAAGUUCCCAGCUGUGAACGUGUGGGAUAAGGAGUCCAUCAUGAAGACCCACACGGCAGUUCAGUACAGUUUCCGCUGCCAACUGGAGUAUCAGCUGCAGAUGAUACAAUGUAUGGUGUGCAUGUGGAGCGGUGCCCUUGAGACCUGCACCCCGGAACUGCUGUUGCGUGCUGCGUCAGCGUUACCUGAUGCUGCCCAACAGGAACGCGCCCUGGACGCGGCGGCUCAACUCCUAAAGACCAACGAGUUGGACGAGAACUGCUCCCUGGAUGGUAUGGAGCGUUGCUGGUCGUACCUAUCGGCGAUGUGGUCAGCGUUGAGCAUGGGUGCGGUGGAGGGCGCCGGAUGUGCGCGCGAGGUGCUCUUGCACGCAUGCGCGGCGAUUGACGCACUUGCGCGCGCUUUGUCGGCCGACGCUUCCGCCCUCUCGCACGCCACACAACCAUCGGAACAGCCUCACGAGUUGAGCCAACUGCACGAGGCGAUACAGACGAGCUGUUCAUCGCUCCAGCAACAACUAAAGGGGGUCAGAAGGAGGUUACCGCCCGGGGUCCGUCUGCACGCAUUACCCAUCGAUAUGCAGCUCAUAGAACGUCUCCGAGGAGAGAGCGUUAUAGCGCUGUGGCGCAGUGCCCGAGCGACAUCGCUAGCGGCCCGCGCGGCGUGCGCGUGCGCAGCGACCGCGGGCGAGCGGGGGGAGGGCGCCCCCCUCCCACUACAAGCACUCACCGCCAUAUGGAGUGCGGCCAUCGACAAAACCUACCAGCAGGAUGACCUUGGAACGGUGAAAACGAUCAAGCACGCUCUAUCUACGGUGGCUGCGGACGUGAACAAACUGGCUGCGUUCACGCAAGACAAAGAGUACGAUGUCAUGUCUUUGACCAACGUCGCUAGUGAAAAGCCAACGCCACCGAUAGUGGUGCGUGCACAACUCGUGAAGAAGCAGUUGGAGGAGACAAAAACCCUCACCAUACGUCUGGAGAACAAAGAGGCUGACAUCAAGGAGCUCCGGAAAGUGCUCAAGGCUAAACAAGAGGAACUGUCCGAGAUGCAAAUCCGUCGGGAGCUUGGGGAAAGGAAGUUGGCCGCCACGGCCAGGGAUGCGGAAUUGAGGUCUCAGCAACUACAGAGGAGGUUGGACGAUGCACAGAACCAACUUAAGAGAAAGGAGAAAGAGUUCGAAGAGACGAUGGACCAUCUUCAACAGGACAUCGACUCCCUGGAGACUGAGAGGGGAGCUUUGAGGGACAAAUUAAAGUUGUACGCUAAGAGAGGUACUCAUAACGCAAUGGCGUCACCAGCUACGGCGCGCGACUAUCCACCGGUGGCGAUACCGACGCCGGCACCAAAAGAUUUACCGCAGGAUACUCCGGUGAAGGUUGCGCCGGGUAUCGUCGCUGGUGAAGUGAACGAAGCUCUGCAGCAUCAGCUGAAGGUGCUUAGCUGGACCGUGGAGAGAGAGCGCGUGGCGCGAGUGGCGGCGUGCGGGAAAGCGGAGCGGGCGGCGUUAAGAGCCCUGCGGCCCCUUCACCACCCGGCAGCCCCCGCGGCCAAGCACCGCCGCCAAGCCGCGGCGGCAUUGGAACAACAACUCGCCAAGUUGCAGACGGAGUGGACGCUAUUCGUGGCCCGCUCCGGACUGGUCAAGUUCCCGGAGGAACCUAGCAAGUACGCCCGCACCCUACAGCAGCACAAAGAGAAACAGCGCGCCACGAGGCAGAAGUUGGAGGAUCGGUUGACCGCGCUACAAGCCGAAGUGAGGAAUUUGGUCUCCAUCCACAGACCCUGGCGCUGCAUAGAGGCUGAUUUCACAGAGUUCCCAGCACCGGAGCUGACAGCCGCGCUCAGUUCCCAGUCUGUGGACGUUGGCACCAUCAAGUAUCCCGCACCCGAAGCGAUGUCCGAUGAUACCAUAUACGUGACUCCUGCGCAGCUAGCCAGGUUACGUGAAAUCGUGUCGGAGCUCAAAUCGGAUGAGGUGCAGCUAGAUCUGAAACCGCUUGAUGACACUGUCUGCGCUGCCUGACAAUAAAGA